Messenger RNA from Emericellopsis atlantica, 1680 nucleotides. RefSeq lists its product as uncharacterized. The transcript is spliced from 2 exons. The coding region runs from base 1 to 1611 and encodes 536 amino acids. Lineage: Eukaryota; Fungi; Ascomycota; Sordariomycetes; Hypocreales; Bionectriaceae. The record is from RefSeq and is a predicted model, not a curated record.
AUGGUCCUGGAACAGACGAUCACGAUCGGCAAGCAGCUUCUGUCCGUGUUCAACCAGGCCAAAGGCGCCUAUCAAGAGAAGAAGGCUCAGAUCAAAUCCGAACGAUCGACUCUUGGUCGCGCACAAACCUUUGACCACCACCCCACUACCUCACGAAGUGUCUAUCGACACCAUGAUCCCUACGAUUACGACGAUUACUACGACGAAGAAGAAGACGAAUACUACGAUAAAUACUACGACGAACCGCCAAUAAGGCGCCACUCUGUCUACGAUGGGCACAGCGAGGCGAGUUCGCGCCGAACCGCGCGGACGUCGUCUAGACGGAAUCCCAGAGACGACAGAAGUGUGGUGAGCCGUAGGACCGCGCUGACCGCCAGCAACCUCAAGACGCUGAGCGAGGUUUCGAGUGCAGCGCCCUCGAGAGCCCCACGUGGCUACCGUCCCCCAUACGCGGAGACGCUGAACAAGGACAUGGCCGUCUCCAGAAUGAACCUCACACACGCCGAUAUGCGCAGCAUCGCGCCGUCGGAACGAAGGCCUCCGACCGCCAUGACCCGUCGGAGAUCAUUCUCUGAGGUCAGCGACCGGAGGGCCAUGGUGAACCGCCCGGGUGGGAAGCACAUUGACAUGGACCUCGCGUAUGGCGACGUGCCGCCCGACCUGCAGGACCGCGUUGAUCUGGACCCCGACCGCUCGGCCGAGGCCAAGGAGCAGCGCGCAAAGAUGCUGGUCAAGAAGGUGGAAAGUCUCCUGGACGAGGCGCACUGCGUGCAACACUCCGCCUCCGCCACCAUCUCCCACCUGCAGCAGAACCCAGAUGCCGCAGCCGCUGUUGCCCUGUCGCUGGCGGAACUGUCGACGUUGGUCACCAAAAUGUCCCCAGCCUUCCUCGGCUUCAUCAAGGGUGGCUCGCCGGCGGUGUUUGCUCUGCUCGCCUCGCCGCAGUUCCUCAUCGGCACAGCUGCUGUCGUCGGUGUCACCGUCGUCAUGUUUGGCGGCUGGAAGAUUGUCAAGAAGGUCAAAGAGCAGCAGGCGGCCCGGGAGGCCAUCGCGUUCGAGGGCGUUCCCAUGGACCGCCCUGCGCCCAAGAGGACGCAGAGCGACUUUAGCACGGGCAUGGACGAGGCGUACAUUAUUGACGACGACAUCAGCUCCAUCGACUCGUGGAGGCGGGGUAUUCUGCCCGAGUUUGGGGAGAACGAGAGCGUGGACAUGGAACUGAUCACGCCCGAGGCUCGCCGCGCCAACAGGUCGCGUAUGGGCAAGGAGGAUGAUUUCGACACAAAGUCCCGACGAAGCACCAAGACGACAAAGACCUCCAAAACGAGCAAAACCAGCAAACCCAAGGAGCGCGAGGUCCCCGAGCGCAAGAGCAGUAAGCACGCCACGACCGAGAGCGUCGCCGGCAGCGAACGCAGCCGCAAACCCUCGUCGUCCAAGAGAAAGGAGAAGACAACCGUGCGUGCGAUUGAGGAUGGAAGGAGUCGCCGAGGCGACGACGACGGAAUUGAGAUGGUUUUCAGGCCCAAGGGCCAGAAGCAGACCAAUAUGCUGAAAGCCUUGUUCAAGACCAACAAGGAGAGGGAGAGGGAGCUUGUUCAUGUGCGAUGAGGUACGAUAAUGAUCUUUUUCUCUAUUUGUGGCGUAUUCUGGGCAAUCGAAUCAUUGACAGGCGUAAUU